Molecule: messenger RNA, 1649 nt
Organism: Mytilus californianus (California mussel)
Lineage: Eukaryota; Metazoa; Mollusca; Bivalvia; Mytilida; Mytilidae
Exons: 10
Coding region: 192-1481 (429 amino acids)
Biological process (GO): signal transduction
Molecular function (GO): oxidoreductase activity
Source: RefSeq, a predicted model, not a curated record
CUUCGUUUAAAUGGCAAGGUCGUAGAACUAAACAACGAUAGUAAACAUCCGGUUAGAAUAUAUACCUGUAGAAUAUUUUCCUACGAAUAUUUAAUUCAUACAUUAUCCACAAACUUACAAUGUGAGGCAUAGAGAGUGAACAAGUAAAUCCAGCUUUUUGAAGAUUUGAAGUGGUACGUGGUCAGACAAAGAUGGAACACAAGCGAAUGAAAGCAAAACUUGCUAUGGUAACUCAUCUUCCUGCCGGAAAUGACGUAAUCAUUAGCUACGAUCCUGAAGACAGAAAUUACGUCAUUAAAAUCAGAGACAAACUGAAAGAAGCGGGAAUUGCUGUCUGGGUGGAGACUUAUGAUUUGGGAGGAGGAGCAAACGUCUUCAGCAAGGUCGGUCAGGCUGUCGUGGAUGCAAAGAUAUUUUUUUACCUGAUCAGUACAGAUUCUGUGAAAUCAAAGUUAUGCCAGGAUCAACUGGCUCUCGCCUACGUCUCGAAGAAAUCGAUUCUCCCCGUAGCGAUAGACGAUGAAGAUGAUGUUUCCAAAAUUAUGGACAACGGCAUGCGAUUGCAGCUUGCUGGUUUUGAAUGGUCGUUCUUAGAUCGUGAAAUAAUUGAGGAUGGCUUACCUAGCUUGGUUGCUCGUAUUAAAGAUAUGUUAGCGGACUAUGAUUCAUCAAAUCGAGACGAAGAAACGAAAAAGAAAACCGAAGAAAAGAAAAGGUAUCUGAGAUCCGCAAAAUCAAGGUCAAGGAUAAAAGCAUCCAGAAUCCAUCUGCAAGAUGGAAAGGCAUAUUGGACCAAUACAUUCGGAGUAGUUGCAAACAUGUCCUGGGAAAGAUUCAAAGCGAAACUGGUAGAAGAUUUCAAACUUGACUUUGAGCAGACGUUUGGGCAAGAGGAUACUGAAUGGCUACUUGCUAUCUUGCACAGAGAGCUAAUGGUUGAACAAGAUGAAAACGUCUCUUUUGAGAAUUUCAUUGCAUUCUGUACAAUAGAUGAGAAAGUAUUGCCCAUAUGGUCCAGGAUCCAAGAACAAGCCAGAGAAAGUUACGCAAUGAGAGAAGUUUUUGACAUGGAUUCUAGUGUAAGAGUUGAUGCUAUAGAAAAUCUUGGAAAAUUCAAAAGUCUGACAGUGAUUGGUGCGUUGAGAGAUUUAUUGACAGACAAAGACGCAAACGUACAGGCUGUGGCUAUUAUCUCCUUAGCUAGAACAGAUUCCAAAGACAUAGAAACUAUCGUAGCUCUACGGAAAUGUUUGAAAACGAAAGACAGGGUCGUAAGGGAAGCGGCAUGUCUUGCUUUAGGCCAUCUUGGUGUAGAAGCUGUUAUUGAAGAGCUAGUAAACCUUUGGCGAAACGACAUUAUUUCCAAUGUAAGAGAGGCUGCCCUUGUAGCGUUGAACAAAAUUGGAGGACCAAAAGCAAACGAAGCUAUCCGAGUUACAGAGGUGCUCGAGAAGGAGAUUCGCAGCAUGAAAUCAGCGUGAUUUUGUAGUCUUGUUCCCUACCUUGCGAACAGGAUAACUUUAGUGCCUUCAUUUCCAGGUCAAGCCUACCAAACAGGUUAAAGGACAGGUAGACCAUUCUACACACCUUUCAUAUUCAUAUUCUGUAAUUUAUUUCAAUAUUAAACAUAAAUAUUAUAAGAAAAUGUA